Messenger RNA from Pyrus x bretschneideri (Chinese white pear), 2839 nucleotides. Its product is annotated as serine/threonine-protein kinase BLUS1. The transcript is spliced from 21 exons. The record is from RefSeq and is a predicted model, not a curated record. The coding region runs from base 44 to 2224 and encodes 726 amino acids. NCBI's taxonomy places the organism in Eukaryota, Viridiplantae, Streptophyta, Magnoliopsida, Rosales, Rosaceae. Gene Ontology annotation, molecular function: protein kinase activity; protein serine/threonine kinase activator activity; ATP binding. Gene Ontology annotation, biological process: protein phosphorylation.
GUAGCCUCAAAACGACAUAGCUGAAGCACAAGUCCUCGAGCAGAUGGGGAGGAUGGGGAGCAAUUCGAGGUCUCACUCGGCGAAUCCGAACGACUACAAGCUUCUGGAAGAGGUCGGAUAUGGCGCCAGCGCAACGGUUUACAGAGCGAUCUAUCUCCCUUUCAAUGAAGUCGUCGCCGUCAAGUGCUUGGAUCUCGAUCGCUGCAAUAGCAAUUUCGAGGAUGUCCGGAGGGAGGCGCAGACGAUGAGCUUAAUGGAUCAUCCCAAUGUCGUGAGGGCGUUUUGUUCAUUUGUCGUUGAAAGAAACCUUUGGGUGAUCAUGCCGUUUAUGGCAGAGGGUUCUUGUUUGCACCUCAUGAAAAUCGCAUAUCCAGAUGGGUUUGAGGAGUCGGCGAUUGGUUCUAUUCUUAAGGAAACCCUCAAGGCUUUGGUUUACCUUCAUAAACAAGGUCAUAUUCACAGAGAUGUGAAGGCUGGAAAUAUUUUACUUGAUAGUAAUGGGGCGGUGAAGCUUGCUGAUUUUGGUGUUUCAGCUUGCAUGUUUGAGGCAGCUGAUAGACAACGGUCAAGAAACACUUUCGUAGGAACGCCGUGCUGGAUGGCACCGGAGGUAUUGCAACCAGGAAGUGGAUACAAUUCCAAGGCUGACAUUUGGUCAUUUGGUAUAACGGCGUUGGAGUUGGCCCAUGGUCAUGCACCAUUUUCAAAUAACCCUCCAAUGAAGGUUCUUCUCAUGACCAUACAGAAUGCCCCUCCAGGACUUGAUUAUGAACGUGAUAAAAAGUUCUCUAAGUCUUUUAAAGAAAUGGUUGCAAUGUGCUUGGUAAAAGAUCAAACAAAGAGACCAACAGCAGAGAAAUUAUUAAAACACUCCUUUUUCAAGCAUGCAAAACCUCCAGAGCUUUCUAUAAAGAAAUUGUUUAUGGACUUACCACCUCUUUGGAAUCGUGUAAAAGCCCUCCAGCUUAAAGAUGCAGCACAACUGGCUUUAAAGAAAAUGCCGUCAGCAGAGCAAGAGGCAAUGUCACAGAGUGAGUACCAGCGAGGAGUUAGUGCCUGGAACUUUGACGUUGAGGAUUUAAAAGCUCAAGCAUCCCUGGUGCGAGAUGAUGAUGAAAUGAUGGAUGAAGAUGAAAAAUUUAAACCCGUUAGUGGUGAUAAGAUUGAAACUAGUUGGCGUUCCAGUUUGGGGAAGUUGAACGAAAAUAAUGAAUCAUAUUGGACUGAUUACAAAGGAGAAAUCAAUGGUGAUGAAUCACAACAGGUUGAAUGCUUAAACAAAAAGGGCAAGGAUCUUGAAAGUAAUUUAUUGGAAUCUGCUGGCCAGCAGAAAACAGGCUGGAAGACAAAUGAAUCAAGCUCUGAGGCAACAGCAUCUACAUCAGAAAAAGACACGGUGCAGGCCAAGCCUAAACCUCUUAUUGUGAAAAGUCGUCAAACGCAGAGUGGUCCACUCACACCUGGUGCUGGACUUGGUCAUUCAGUAUCAGAAAGGGGCCGCAUCUUUGAAAGGAAUGAGAAUGAAAAUCAACCUGUAAUUGAUAAAGGUAAAUGCGAAGUACGACGAACACCAAGCUUUAGUGGUCCACUGAUGCUUCCCAAUCGAGCUUCAGCAAACAGUUUAUCAGCUCCUAUAAAAUCUUCUGGAGGAUUUAGAGAUUCUUUGGAUGACAAGUCAAAGGCUAAUUUGGUGCAAAUCAGGGGGAGAUUUUCAGUGACAUCAGAAAAUUUGGAUCUUGUAAAGGAUAUUCCAUCGAGUCCAGUACCUCGUCGAUCUUCACAGGGAUCACCUCUGAGAAAGUCUGCUAGCGUUGGUGAUUGGGUAUUUGACUACAGGCAAAUGCCUGCCACUCUGUCAAUGAAGGAGUUCAACAACAGCAACUUACCUGCAUCACUUCUCCUGCCUCAGCUUCAGAAUCUUUUUCAACAGACGUUGAUUCAACAGGAUAUUAUUAUGAAUUUGCUAAACAGCUUGCAACCAGCUGAGGCAGUAGAAGCUACUCAAAAUGGAAAGUUACCUCCAUUGCCUCGCAGUUCUGAGAACAAUGGAAAUGUUGAAACUGCAAUUUCUGAGAGGGAGCGUUUAUUGCUCGCCAAAGUAUCGGAGCUUCAAGCCAGGAUGAGCAACUUGAGUGAUGAACUGAAUGCUGAAAAGAUGAGACACAAUCAAUUGCAACAACAGCUAAAUGCUGUAUGUGGGCAGGAAAAUGGAGAAAGAAGUUGACGGUGCGUGACCCAAAGGUGUAAUUGGUGUAAAGGAAUCCACGGUGUACAUCCGGCCACAAGCUGUAGACCGUUUCUCUCCAACGAAUUUUCCUCUUUGCUGAAUGGGAAUUGUUUAUGGCUGCCGAUAAAGGUAAAUGCAUCGAGAGGAUAGAAGUUGCUGUUCCUGGAUCUCCUCCCAUUGUAGGUAAUAAGUUUCCUUCCUCAAGGAUUUCAGCCACUUCAGAAUCCAGAUGAGUAAUAUGCGAGUUUACGGGUUCAUCAUGAUGUGAUUUGUGUGGUUUGGAAACAGAAAAUUAGGUCCUUCCCUGCAGUGAUGAUCGUAGCCAUGAUCCCAAGGAAAAGAGAAGGUUAUAUGUGCUUUAUAGUUAAUAGGGAUGCAUUUUAUUUUAUAUUUAUAAAUGUUUAAACAGAUUUUAUGAGCUUGUAUAUGAUGGCUGUAGAACACAAAUAUUUUUUUUUCUUUUUCUUCUCCUUUAAAGGGGGAACAACCAGUGGCAAGUCAUGGUUUUCCACCCCUUUCGGGAGCCGGGAAGACUCAUAGAGGCAUUUCAGCCUUUCUCUGAUCACAAUGUUUAUUUAUUAUUUGAUAUAUACUAAAUCUACUUCAUCGAAA